Messenger RNA from Daldinia vernicosa, 3543 nucleotides. RefSeq lists its product as uncharacterized. The record is from RefSeq and is a predicted model, not a curated record. Bases 745 to 3282 code for a protein of 845 amino acids. The transcript is spliced from 4 exons. Gene Ontology annotation, molecular function: protein binding. NCBI's taxonomy places the organism in Eukaryota, Fungi, Ascomycota, Sordariomycetes, Xylariales, Hypoxylaceae.
UUUUCGAAAACGCGAUCCAUUACGGGUAAACAACUUCGCUAUACUUCUUUAAUGGUAAAUAGAUAUUCACAUUUCUCUAUUCUUCCUCAGGCAAGCUUUAGUGUAAAAACAGCUACAUUAGGAAUAAAACAUCCUUGUGGGGAAAUAAUCCUGUCCUUUUUCCAGACUCUAGAUCGAUCAAAUCCUGGGGCGUGUCGUCAUACUCGACCUAUUGACCUACCCCGGUUGGCCCGUUUACUCCGUUCAUUGGGAGCCAAUCGUUUGCGCUGAAUAUUCCCGUUCCUGGCUUAGAAUGGUAAUGAGCAGUUACAUCCUACCGACUUCUAUCAGAGAAGCUGCCAAGUUUUCCUGCUUGAAUUCGCCUCAUCUAGCCCAUCUUAUGGCUGAUGCAAUCAUGUCAAUGUCAUCUAAUCUCCAUGUUCAUGAUGUAGUGAGCCAAGUGCCCAUGCCACCCCGUUACAUCCGCAAUUCUUAAACGUUACCUGGACCUAUUAUAAAAAAUGCCGACGCUCCUGUAUCCGCAAGUACCGUGAUACUUCUGCCGUCAUUGGCCCUUGGAUUAAUCCUGUGUGCAUUUUGGCUGCCCCUGGAAGCCUCAAAAGGGUUGCUAUGUGACCUCAUAUCCAUAUAUGAAGAUGCCAUCCCCCCUCCAUUGGUCAUCACUAUGCAUGGAGUGGCGAUAUCUUUCCAUGCGGUGUGUUUGAGAAGAGAACCAUUUACGCGACACUAGGAUGCUAUUUCACCAUGACAUUUACCAAAGUCCUCAAUAGCAAUCCUGAUCUCGGAAGUCGACGAAACGAGACUUCGCGCCCAAGAUUUAAUUCGCUGGUCACAUCAGAUCGUCUAAGAGAAGGCUCAAGACUACCGACAUUUUCCAUGGGGAGCAGCAUCAGGAAAGGACGACGAUCAAUAUUUAAGGAAGUAGGAUUGACCGCGGAAGAACGAGAAAGUCAACAAAAUAUAAGCUCCAAGACACACGAAGGUGACGCCGGUGAAAGGAUUAAGCCAUCCACAGAAAUAGCAUCGCCGGUGGAAACGAGAUCUUCUAGUGGGCAAGGUUCACCGAGGGGAAAGUCGAAGUGGUUGUCUAAAUUGGCACCGUCGAGGCGCCCGAGGAUGAAAACUACUUCCAGUGCGCCACCUCCCACCAUCAUAGGGCUUCAUAGGCUCUCCAUGAUCGCUCUGCUUAUCGCAAUUGUUCUUCCCACCAUUAGUUAUAAUAACGGCCGUAAAAAGGUUGAGAUCAGCGGCGCAGACGCAGGCGUAAUUCUCAAAAGUAGAGAGGAUAGUCCUACCGACGUCUGUACAAGGUGGGCCGGCCAAAGUGCUUUGAUUAAUGGGACGGUAUACAUCUACGGCGGUCGGUCAAAGGAUAACGGAGAUCAGCAAACGAACACAUGGAACAACGACUUCAUAACCCUUGAUCUCACCAAAUCAUGGGAUAUCAACUCACCGGCCCUGUCAGGUCUCCCUAGACCAUCAGGUCCGCCAGCGGUAUCUCUUGGCUACCUCUGGAACGACUUGGACCAUCUAUAUCUCUACGGCGGCGAGUUUUCCGACAGUCCUAUUGUGCAACCAUCGCCAGUCUCUACGUGGAUGUAUGAUGUAGCUUCAUCAACAUGGUCAGAAUUCCAAGACCCUAGGACUUCGGCCGGCAACUUUUCAGAUCCCGAAGGCACUCCCGUACAACGGGCGGCGGAAGGCGCUGGAAUCUCCGUACCUGAGUUAGGUAUUAGUUGGUAUUUCGGCGGCCACCUAGAUUGGGCUACUACGCCAGGAUGGACGAACCAGAUUGACCGUGUUUAUUUGAAGAGCUUACUUGAGUUCACGCAUCCGGGAUAUGCAAACUCCGGGGUUGACUCACUCCAUUCUUCUGGCGCCCCCUCAGGCGGCGCUUACAGAAACAUUACAUGGGGCGGCAUUCAAAACCAGGAUGGCUUCACCGAGAGAGCUGACGGUGUUCUCGUUUACGUCCCCGGUUGGGCUCCGAGGGGUAUUCUACUGGGACUUGGUGGAGGGGUGGUCGGAGAACACGAAACCACCGACGCAUUCUCUUCCAUGAGCACCAUUGAUGUUUAUGAUAUAAAAACCAGUACUUGGUAUCACCAAGAGACGUCCGGUGAAGCACCUCAGGUACGAGUAAAUCCAUGCGCAGUUAUCUUCUCGGCCCCCGAUGCGAGCUCGUUUAAUAUCUAUAUGUACGGCGGACAGAACCUACUCCCGUAUGGAAAUCAAACUCAAUACACGGACAUAUGGAUUUUGACUGUACCCUCAUUUACUUGGAUUAAAGUAGAUACUUCAACCAGCAAGGAGCCACCAGCCCGAGCCGGUCAUCAAUGUGCUGCCCGAGAUGGUCAGAUGAUCGUGAUUGGUGGCUAUGUCGGCACUGAGAUUGCUUGUGACAAGCCUGGUAUCUACAACUUCGGUGCUUCGAACUUAGAGUGGAAAGAUUCUUUCGAUGCAGCAGACCACCCGGCAGACGAUCACCCAGAAAACAGCAUCCUAGCUGGUAGCUACGGUUAUAAGGUACCCGAUAUAGUUCAAUCGAUAGUAGGCGGUUCAUCCGAUGGUGGCGCGACAGCAACGCAACCAGCGUCUGGCCCUGCUACAGACGGACCUUUCAAAACCGGCACACCGCCGGUGUUUACUAUUACGGCACCGGGCAGCACCGCAACCGUGACAAACGGCGACUCAAGGCCUGGCGACUCACCUUCAUCACCCGCCGGUGCGAAUGGUGGCUUAAUCUCCGCAGGCGUAAUAGCAGGCCUAGCGGGUCUGGCAGCAGUCUAUCUCGGAUUCUGCACAUGGCUGUACCGUCGCCAGGUGGCCGCGUAUAAGCAGCAUAUGGCUAUCGUAAACCGAGACUCUGGUUCUAUAGAUGGAGAAAAGGGCUUCGCAGCGGCCGUCGCCGGGAUGCGCGAGAAGCUACGCAAGAGCCACCGCCCCGGAUCCCCCGGCGGCUCUGGUGAGCAGUUCGGGUGGGUAGGCCGCCAGAGCGAACAGAAGCGGACGGCCGGCGAUGAUCCAAGUUCUGGUACAUCCGGAUCGGGCUCGGGCUAUGGCUGGUCGCGGCCUAGUGAUGACGGCCCCUGGGCAUAUGAUAGCUACCUCAGCGGAGCGGCAGGCGCAGGAGGCAUCGGACGCUCUAAGAGCGGCGCAAGUCGCAGUACGGCUGGGUCGGCAGACGCGCUACUAGAUGGACGGCAACCGAAUUUCAUUAGCGUCGUGUUGGCGCCCAGGCGUGCCUUGCGCGUUGUUAACGGGAUAGAAGAUCAGCAAUGAUGUCUACCUUCUUUCUCGCUUGCUUCUCUUUUUUCUUUUUGGUCGUUGACUCUAAAACAUUAAUAUCUUGGCAAAAAGCUCUGGUGAAAAGUCCUAACGAGAUGGAUGAAUGAUAUACGAGGAAUGAUCUGCACACGAGUCCUGUUCAUUGGGGGGGCUUUUUUUGCUUGGUUUGGUUCAGGUCGUUUUUUCGGUCUGUUGAAUAGUUGUACGAUACCCAGAUUCGUUACGAGGUUUUACUAGAAAUAUGGUAAAUAAUUA